Xenopus laevis (African clawed frog) is the source of this 563-nucleotide messenger RNA. Its product is annotated as protein kinase C delta type-like. The transcript is spliced from 3 exons. The coding region runs from base 63 to 437 and encodes 124 amino acids. NCBI's taxonomy places the organism in Eukaryota, Metazoa, Chordata, Amphibia, Anura, Pipidae. The record is from RefSeq and is a predicted model, not a curated record.
UACAAGAGAAGAAAUAUAAUAGAGGAGUAGACUGGUGGGCAUUAGGGAUCAUCGUAUCUAAAAUGGCAUGUGGGACCUCACCAUUCAUAGAGUACGGCAACAGUACAGAAUGCCGUUUGUCGAUUCUUCUUGAACAGCCAUGCAUUCUGAUAAGGUUCAGCCCCGAAUUGCAAGAUCUCCUGCGAAUGCUCCUGAAGAAAAAUCCAAAAGAACGACUGGGCUGCAAUGGAAAUAUUCGGGAGCACCCAUUUUUUAAUGCCAUUGAUUGGGUGCAAAUAGAAAACCGGACUCUACCACCUCCUUCCCAGCCAAAAGCAUUGUCACCUGUGGAUUUUAAGAAGACAUGUGAGGAGCCACCAUCAUUCUUGGAGUCCCUGAAACAUACUAUCACAUCAGGUGAUCAGGUAUCUCUUCAAGAUAUGGCAUGUCUGGAUUAAAUUUCACAGGUUCCAGCCAUUUCUAGACCUUUUGGCACUGAUGGUGAUCUUAUACCCUACCAUCGUCCCCAUGCCACGACAAACAUCAGGCCCCAUUAUCAAUUCCAUGACUUCCAGUCUUCUCUC